AUGCGGGAAGCUCCACCAACUCAAUGCACACAGCAUGGGUUUCCUGAAAUUGACGAUGGUAAAAAAAUGACAGUCAUUGAUCAAAAAAUACCAGCUGAUGGAAGUGUAAGUGUUCAUAAUAAGAUUAUCGUUGGAAAUCAGUGUAAUUGGCCAUCCCCGUCAGCCUGCUUUUAUUGUAAACAGUGUAGUAAACUUCUAUGUGCUGAUUGCAGUGGGCAUUUUUCUUUGUCUUCUGGAAGUAAUAAACACGAAAAUCACCUUAUUCUACCACUUGAAACUGUCAUACAUGACGCUAAGAUUGAAAUCAAUGAACAGAUUAAUAGAGUGAAAAGAAAAGAAUUACACUUUGAAGACUAUUUAAAUCAUCUUGUUGAAUAUGGUCGUGAACUUGGUGAAAAAAAAGUUAAUAUAAUUCAACAGAUUCAAGAUCGAUCUGAACGACUUAAGCAAGAAGUUGAUCGAAUUGCAACUGACCUUAUCAGUCAACUUAAUAAACACAUUGAAGAUGAACUGAAAGUAAUUGACGCCUGCACAUGGUCCUUAUAUCCAUUAAUUGCACAAUGUAAAGUGGCCAGUAGAUAUGCUAACGCUCUGAAGGAUUAUGGAAGGCCAGAGGAGAUACUCUUCUCUUUGGACCAAGUGAAUGAACAGCUUUGUUACCUAGAACAGGAGAAGGUUGAAUACUUAAAGGUCCGUAUAAAACCAGUCUUCAGAGAUGGAGAUUAUAACUGCAACGAACGUAAAUCGGAAGACAACAGCCAGUUAUUCAAUUCAUCCUAUCUGUUUGGAACUAUUGAAUAUGAUAAAAUUGUAGGAGAAUUUAUUAAGAAUGAAACUGUCGGUCGGAUUAAUCUUAGUCAAAAAAAUGAAUUGAAGUUAGAACUUGAUAGUGCACAUUUAAAUACUGGUCAUACAUCAGUUGGUGUGAAUACAAGUCCAAGAGAGAUGAAUACGAUGUCCAGUCUAAAUCAUGCUGGUAGAUUUAGCGAUGUCACUAUUAAUCAUCAAUCAUAUCUACAGAAUUCUGAUGGUCAUUUCAAAAUCAGUGAUGGCUUCCUUACACCAAGAAAUGGUUACUCAUUUGAUAAAAUGAAAGAUAAACCAAUCAGUAAACGAUGUGAUGUUGCAUCAAAGUAUCAAGUGAUUAAUGAAUUAGAGUUUGAUGCAAGAGUUAGCUCUGACUUAAGGGAUGUAUGGCCGACUGGAUUAGCUGUUAAUCAGUCGAAUGGCGAUAUUUAUCUUGUUGAUAGAGAUAAUGCUCGAAUAAAGCUUUUCACACACGAUGGAACUUUUAUUUCAAGUUUAGGUGAUACUGGUGAAAUGGCUGACCGACUUGUCAGCCCCUUCGACAUUACAAUAUCGUCCAGUUGGGGAACGAUAUUCGUAUCAGAUUAUCAACGAGACGAGGUUCGAUUAUUUAGUCUGGAUGGACGCACACAAGGUAUACUAACAAGUGAAAAACUUAAACAUCCACGUGGUCUAUGCUACGGUCUUGGAUUGGUUGCAGUUGUUGAAAGUCGUCGUCAUCUAAUUAGUCUAUAUGAUAUACGCUGUGAUACAUAUUCCCCUGUUCGUCAAAUUCCAGCUGAAAAAGGAGGAGAUGAAAGUUCAACUAAGUUUGUGUUCAACAGCAGAACAGCCCUAACUGAACCCUAUUAUGUAGAAAUUCUAGAAGAAGCUGGGGGAUGUUUAGCAAUUACUGAUUGGGCUGCUCCAAGUGUGAAAUUAUUUUCACUUACAUCUGGUUCCUUUCUGUCUUCAAUUGGUAGCUAUGGAACUACACACGAUAAUGUGAGUUCACAUUGUAUAUUCUAA
Messenger RNA from Heterobilharzia americana, 1815 nucleotides. The record is from the annotation of a GenBank genome assembly. NCBI's taxonomy places the organism in Eukaryota, Metazoa, Platyhelminthes, Trematoda, Strigeidida, Schistosomatidae.